GCCUCAGGCAAUGCUCCUGCCUGGGCCUCCCAGAGUGCUGGGAUUAUAAGCAUGAGCCACUGCACCUGGCCCAUUCAAAUCAUUUUUGAAAUCUGGACUUCCUAGAGGCCCCAGAACUAUUUUCAUUUGUCUUAACUCUGUCUGUUUUACUGCUCUCACUGCGUCCUAUUUCUCUGUCCCUGUUUCUCUUAUACAGGAGCGAACCACUUCAGUAUGUGGUAGGGAAGAGGCAUUUGCUGAAUGCAGACGAAUAUCUCUUCCGAUCCUGGUUUAGCCUGCUGCCUCUGAGUGACUUGGCUCAGUAUAUGAAGAGCUUCGUUGAAUACCUGGGCCAUUUUCCUGUUGGUGACUGUCUUCUGGGGACUUACUACCGGCUGGGAGGACUUACGAAAAUCUCUCACCAAAAUCUGAAGGAUGUUGAAAGUGUUUUAAAAAUGCUGUUGCACCUCCUGGGCGCUUACCACCACAACAUUCCCGAGGAGACCUUGUCACAGUCCUACCCGGCCGUGUGCCUGAGGCUGCACGAGGCCGUCUGCGGCGUCACCAAUACCGUGGACUUUUAUGAGAUUCCCGCCUUGUCGGCCGAGAUCAUCCGCACUGUUGUCGCUCUUCAGCCCGCCGUGGACUCAGGAGGACGCGGGAAGGAAGCCGGGAAGAGUUCGGUUCCGACAUUCUCCCAGAGGACUCUGGCUGCUACUAGAGCUUGGCUCCACAGAAUUCUUAAGAAGAACAUGUUCCAGGAGACACGUUCAUCUGUCUCACUCACUUAUUCUGAGGAAAUCCAGGUCUGGCGGCGGCUGGUGGAAAUAGACUUCCCCGCGGAGCACGGUUGGAAGGAGUCGUUGCUGGGAGACUUGGAAGGGCGGCUCAAACAGGUACCAAAGUUGGGGGACGUUCGUCCCGGCGGCCACUUGGUCCGGUCCGUACAGUCCCGAAGCAAUGGGCUGGUGACCUCCUCGGCGCUCCGAGUGGCCUACAGCAGGGCCGAGUGA
Microcebus murinus (gray mouse lemur) is the source of this 992-nucleotide messenger RNA. The record is from RefSeq and is a predicted model, not a curated record. NCBI's taxonomy places the organism in Eukaryota, Metazoa, Chordata, Mammalia, Primates, Cheirogaleidae.